Molecule: messenger RNA, 1425 nt
Organism: Fulvia fulva
Lineage: Eukaryota; Fungi; Ascomycota; Dothideomycetes; Mycosphaerellales; Mycosphaerellaceae
Product: O-acetyltransferase PaAT-1
Exons: 1
Coding region: 1-1425 (474 amino acids)
Biological process (GO): polysaccharide biosynthetic process
Cellular component (GO): membrane
Molecular function (GO): acyltransferase activity, transferring groups other than amino-acyl groups
Source: RefSeq, a predicted model, not a curated record
AUGCUCACAAUCGAAGUCGGCCAUGAAGAGUGUUUCGUGAACGGCGACGGUGCCCUUCACGACAAUGGUCCGGCCGCAAGAACAGCAACUCGACCGACACCACCAGAGUCUGCAAGCAACGCGCGAACACCAGCUCCAGAGCCAUGGAUCAACGGACUCCGCGGUCUGGCAGCUUUGCAGGUUGUGAUCUUCCACUAUAUCACUCCUGAAGCAUUCUUCAUCUAUGAGUCCGCCUGGGUUCCACCAGAACAUCCUGGUCCGCGGAUCUUGAAGCUGAUACCAGUUCGACUGCUCGCGCAAGGCGAUGCCAUGGCUAGGCUCUUCUUCGUACUCUCCGGGUAUUGCAUUGCACUGGGGUUCAGCAAAGAGGCGAGGAGUGGGCCAUCCAUCCAGUACUAUGGCAAACUGACUUCGGCGGUCUUCCGGCGGUCUUUACGCCUGUUCAUUCCCUUCACAGUUGUGGCCAUUCUGGGCCAUGCCCUUUGGUUUCUGGGACUCUAUGCUGAAGAGCCGCCUGACCUCGAGAACUUCUGUCCGGAUGCACGGCCUUGGGCUUCGCCUUGGUCGCACGUUUCGUGUACGUGCGCGUACCUUCUGAACGCUUUCAAUACUGUUGACCUCCAAUGGACAUUCGGCCUCCACAACUCGUUGUGGUCAGUACCUCUCGAGCUGCGGGGUUCGUUAGCAACAUAUACUACAUUGCUCGGUCUCGCCAACAUCCGGACCAAAUGGCGCAUUAGCAUUGUCGCAAUGCUAGCGACCUACAAUUUCUACUACAGCACUAAGGACUUGACUGGGUUCUUUGCAGGGCUGUUGAUCGCAGAAUUACAGAGGCAUAUUGCGACGCUGAAGAGAAAAGGUCCCCUGCCGGAGCACCUAGUCACAACCCUUUCGACCCUGGCUCUCACGACCGGACUAUACCUGCUCUCGCUUCCAAUGAAACUUCACAACGAUCCAGUAGAGUCACUUCCUCCGGACUAUGACUUUAUAAGGUCAUUGCACCUGCCUCAUUGGAAGUCCGCUGGUGAUUAUGGUUGGGGAGCUUACUACCUUGGCAGCACAAUGCUGCUCGCAGGACUGCUGGGGUUCCCAAAAUUGAGACAAUGGCUGUCUGUGGGUCCGCUGCAAUCGCUGGGAGACAUCUCGUACUCUCUGUCUCUGGUCCACUUUGCAGUUAAAUGGGUCUGUCAGAGAAGAAUCCUCUGGAUCGUGUCUCAGGUGCUCGGUCUUGACGAGCAAAGUGGGAUGCCAGAGGUUAUGGGCAAUCUUGUUACACCCGUGAUGCUCAUGCGUACUGUAGCCUUUGUCGUAUAUUUAGGCGUCACUUUCGCUUGCGCUUCUGUGUUGACAAUUGAGCUGGAAAGGCCAUCCAAGCAGUGGGCCCACAAGAUCGAGCAGAAGCUGUCCGUGCCUAAGCAAGAUUAA